Salvia miltiorrhiza (redroot sage) is the source of this 946-nucleotide messenger RNA. RefSeq lists its product as uncharacterized. The transcript has 2 exons. The record is from RefSeq and is a predicted model, not a curated record. Lineage: Eukaryota; Viridiplantae; Streptophyta; Magnoliopsida; Lamiales; Lamiaceae. The coding region runs from base 249 to 716 and encodes 155 amino acids.
AACAUCACAAUAAAUUGGUAGGACCAAUCAUUCCCAUCAACCCCUCCUUCUAUAUGCAUAUUUUCACACACACACACACAAACUAUAUACAUAUAUAUAUAUUCUCUUGCUCCCAUCUUCACAUUAGGCAUCCCAAACCAAAUUCUUGAAUUUAAUUUCUUGCCUCAUCACACACACACACACAAGAAUACUAUAGUUUCUCUUUUAUCUUUUCAUUUCAGUCAAUUCUUGCACAACAAAGAGAGAGAAUGAAGGAGUGCAGAGAUGAGAGAAGAUGGUGCUGUUUUCAUCCAAGAGAAAUGGUAGUUGGAAUCUGCGCCUUAUGCUUGAAUGAGAGGCUGUUAGUAGUGGUGGCUGAAUCAAAGCAACAAAAUAAGAGAAGUUUUGGAGCAAAGAGGGUCCUACCCAAAAUCUUUGCUCUCAUCACUCGUUCCGACAUUAAGCACCACAAAUCUUCAUCACCCACUCCAGAAGAGUCAUUCAUAUCAAUAAAGUUCGAAGAGAAUGGCGUUGCCUCAUGGGACAAAGGGAAAAUCUCAUCACAUAAUGAAAUGUCGAGCAAGAGUGUGAUCGAGCACACGAAGCCAGGCGGCUCGCUGAGGUGGCGGAGGCGGGUUGGCCACCUCAUCCACCUCAUCAAGCGGAAGAGGUCGGUCGAAACAGAGAAGAAGGUUAAAUAUGGGUGGAUAAGGAUUCUCACAAAGAGGAAAGAAUAAAGAAAAAAGACACCCUUCCUUUUUUCUCUUUCACACCUACAAAACAAAUCUGUGUGUAGGAAGGGAUUCAUCACAUCAAAAUUGCAUCUUGCCAAAAAAAAAAGGCAUUUUGGUUAAGUACAAGAGCAAAAUUCUAUUCUUUACUAGAACAUGCAAUGCAAGUGAAUGUAUAUAUGCUUUUGUUUUGUAUAUGAAAUUUGAAAAGAAGUAACAAAAUUUGAAUUAAUUAA